Molecule: messenger RNA, 1664 nt
Organism: Aphanomyces astaci
Lineage: Eukaryota; Oomycota; Saprolegniomycetes; Saprolegniales; Verrucalvaceae
Exons: 2
Coding region: 37-1554 (505 amino acids)
Biological process (GO): proteolysis
Molecular function (GO): dipeptidyl-peptidase activity; serine-type exopeptidase activity
Source: RefSeq, a predicted model, not a curated record
CUUUCUAUUUUGACCGCAGGUAGUGUUUGCACUAUCAUGCUGUGGACAGGGUUUCUCGUGCUCGCGGUACUUGCGUCGUCCGUGUCCGGUCGCCAAGUGAGCCAGCGCCACCGCCUCGAUGAUUUCCGCGGCAUGCAGCACCACAUCCAGUACCAUCCCGAAGUGCCGGCAGGCGAAGGCGUGGCGUCGUCCGUCACCGAGCACAACUACACGCAAGCUGUGGUCGACCACUACGCCCCCGUGUCGGCAACCAAGUUCUGGAACCAGCGGUACUUUGUCAACGACGAGUUCUGGGCGGGCGAAGGAUUCCCAGUGUUCCUGUACAUUGGCGGCGAAGGGCCGCUCACGGCGAGUGCAUUGUCGAAAAAUAACUUUAUCCACGAACUUGCUCAGCACCACCGCGCGCUUCUCGUGGGGGUAGAGCAUCGUUUCUACGGCACGUCGUACCCCACGCCUAACAUGAGCACGGACAACCUUCAGUACCUCUCGAGCCAGCAAGCAUUGUUUGACCUAGCGCGCAUCCAUUCGUACCUGACUGGUGUAUACGGCCUGCACCGCAGUCCGUGGGUAGCGUUUGGAGGGAGCUACCCCGGCGCGCUCGCUGCUUGGUUCAAGCUCAAGUUCCCGCACUUGGUUCGCGGCAGCGUCGCGAGCUCGGCCCCUCUCUUGGCCAAGGAAAACUUUCAAGAGUACAUGGAGGUUGUGGGCGCGGGGCUGCGGUACUUUGGCGGCGGCGACUGCUACCGAUCGGUGGAGAAGGCCAUCGGCAGCUUCCACGCGCUGCUAGCGGACACAUCCGAGGCGUCCAAGGCCAAGCUAGACCGCCUAUUUAAGCCGUGCACACCUCGGCGCAACGACUUCGACGACUCGGUGUUUGAGUCGUCGGUGAUGACGUUGUUUCAGGAUGUGGCGCAAUACAACGAGGAAACCAGUGGCCAAACCUUGUCGGACGUGUGCCGCAUCUUCGCCAACAAGACGGCAGACCCCCUCACACAACUGCACACGUUUGUGACCACUCAAAGUAAAAAGGCGUGCUUGGACUCGAGUUUUCAAGGCACGGCCAACGGCACGGUCGAAGUGCUGCGAGACAUCACGUUUAACGGACACAGCAGCUCGCGCCAGUGGUUUUUCCAAACGUGCAACGAAUUCGGGUACUUUCAGACGACCACCAGUGCCAAGUCGCCGUUCUUUGCGCUCAAGUCGCAGACCCUUCAGAACGUCGGGCUUGAAGUGUGCAAGCGAGUGUUUGGUAUCAACGCGAGCCCAGAUAUUGCCAGAACCAACACGUUCUACGGUGCACUUGACAUUGCCGUGGACAACGUCGUGUUCCCUAGCGGCACUAUCGAUCCGUGGCAUGCGCUGGCCGUCCAGAACUCAACCCACCUCGCCACGUCGUCCUCCCAUGCGAUCUUCAUCGAGGGCACGGCGCACUGCGCAGACAUGCGCGCACGGAAUGCGACCAAGGACUCCGGGCAUUUGGUGUGGGCGCGCCAGCAAAUUGCCGCCGCUGUCGCAUCGUACGUGGGCGGAACUCCCAAUGUCGCCAACCAGUAACAAGAACGACGACAUGCCAAGCUCAUACGUAUCGUUCGUUGUGCAGAGAUUAAAGUAACGUGAAGUACUGUAAUCCCUACCGUUACGACUAUUAUUUCCAAAUACAGUAC